This is a messenger RNA of Pocillopora verrucosa, 1633 nucleotides long. The record is from RefSeq and is a predicted model, not a curated record. NCBI's taxonomy places the organism in Eukaryota, Metazoa, Cnidaria, Anthozoa, Scleractinia, Pocilloporidae.
AAAAUGUUGUUAUUUACAGGUAACCUGUACUACGACGUAAACAAAAGAUUUGUCACGGAAUGGGAGGAAAAGAGUACGCUCUAAAGUGUACGCUUGGCUUGAUAUUGUUUGCAGUGCUACUGUGGCAACUUGAGACAAAUUAUUUUCCCUCGAAUGAAAAUUCCACCUCCAUGAUACCAGUUGCUGUAUGGAAAACGAAAACGGAUGACAUGAAGGAACCUGUUAAGGAUAGUUCAAAGCUAAAGAUAAAAACUGCAAAAAUCACAACACAGCACGGCAUAAAUGUAACAACCGAAGGAUCAGAGACAAAGCGUUGGCUUGUAGUAUAUUGGUCAACGUUUUUUGGAAGAAGGCUCAAUCUUCACGAAACAUUUGAAAAAGGUGACUGCCCAGUACCGUGUGAGUGGACUAGUGACCAAUCCAGAGCAAAAGAGGCAGAUGCCUUUUUAGUCCAUGCCAGGGACCCACGACCAGACCCACCAAUAAAAUCAGUGCCUUGGAUUCUGCAGACUCGAGAAAAUCCAAUUUACACACCGGUAUUGUACGACGCCAGCUUCAUGUCGAAAUUUAGCUACUUGAAAAGUUAUCGGCUGGACUCAGACUUUCCAGAUCCCUCUGUCUUGCUGCCUGGUGUAGCACCCCCUGUUCCUUUUAAGAAUAAGACUGGGCUCAUCAUGGCAGCUUUAUCAAAUUGCGAGGUAGUUCGAACCGAGUACAUGAGGCAGCUAAUGAAGUUUGUAAAGGUUGAUUCUUUCGGCGCCUGUCUAAGGAACAAUAAUAGUCUAGUGGGCAGGUAUGGCAAAAACAAACAGGGCACUAAUUUCAUAGAUGCUAAAUCCAUGCUGGCCAGACAGUACAAGUUCAGCCUGGUGUUCUUCAACCAAGACUGUGAUUAUUUUGUGGAUGCUCAACUACACCACGCAAUGGAUGCAGGCUCGGUUCCUGUUGUCAUGGCUACAGAUAAGCUGGAUGAGUUUCUACCCGGGCCCUAUCUUAACCGUUCAGUGAUAAAAGUGCGUGAUUUCAAGAGCCCACAACUGUUAGCUGAAUACCUCCAGUAUCUUAGCAACAACGAAACCGAGUACAAUAAAUAUCUGGAGUGGAAGUGGAAAGGAUAUGGCAACAUCAGUGGAACUGCUAUCGGAAAUUAUUGGAUGCCAAAGUAUCCACUGUAUUGUCAAGUUUGUGUUGCAGUUUCGAAAGGGAAAGGACACAAAGAGGGUCUGAAACCAUUCAAUUGCAAACCAAGGAAAUUUGAAAACUGGGGAAUUACAAAAGGAGCUUAACUUAAGUCAACUAUUGUCAGUUGUAGAGGAAACUGUUAGCCUGUGGAAACCGACGUUAAUUAGAAAUACCGUCAGAUGUGGUGAAUGUAGGAUGAGGUUGUCGGCCAAAAAAAAAGAGUGAUCACAAAUCCAAAUUAAUGCACUAAAGCAAGUGGAGAAUGGAGGGUAGUUUGUGACGAGUGGUGGGCAGACAUUUUCGGGUUUGGAUGGCCUUGUGUGAAGAAUUUCCUCGGUGAGUCUUUCUAUAGCAGAUAACCUUGAGGAGGUUUGAAAGUUAGCUCUGAUAUUGUUGCAAAACAAAAUCUUGCAGACUUCUUCUCAUCACUAAUCAGCAGACUUAACAGAGU